GACUAUUAAAAGAAGGCCAUCUCCUCCUUCCCGCAAGGCAGCACCACUUCGCGUUUUCAUGCGCCUCCCCGUCCAUUGACUUCACCCUCUCCAAACCGUUAACCCCUGCGACCAUGGAACAUAUCGCUCCAGUUACCCAUCCAGCCCCCGAGCUGGAUGUGGUGACCGAACAGCAGAUGCGGAAGUCGUCGGUCGCCCCCACCGACAAGCCCGAGGUCAUGGAGCGGACCUGGGGCUUCGCCGCCCGCGUCGACAGCACCGUCACCUACGAGGAGUACUCGUACUGGGCCAAGAUCGAGCGCGAGAUGGAGGUCGAGGAGAACAGGGUCUACCAGGCCGAACACGGCUCCCCCCUUCUCGACUCGAUCAAGAACUCCUUCACCAAGGACGGCCGGGAGAAGAAGAAGGCGGCCAAGGAAGCCCGACUCCAGACCCUCGCCACCAUCGAGGAGAAGAAGGGCCCGUCCGGGGUCGUCACUGACGUCGACAACGGCGGCCAUCCCGUCCAGUCCGCGUUGAAGGUCUCAGACGCCGAAUGGCGCAAUGCCGCCCGCGCAUUGCGAACUGCCAGUUGGGGUCAGAUGUUCUUCCUCAUCACCACCGACAUUCUCGGUUGGUCAGGCGCACCAUUUGUCUUUGCCAGCGUGGGAUACGGCACCGGUGUGGCUCUUUACCUCAUCUUCGGUAUCUUCGCCGCGUGGGGCGGUUGGGUCAUCUGGAGAACUUUCCUCGAACUCGACUCUUCUCGCUACCCGAUGCAGAGCUUUGGCGAUCCCUUUUUGCGCCUGUUCGGUGUGAAGGCUCGCCACUUCAUCAACAUCGCCCAGUCCCUCCAGCAGUUCUUCACGGUGGCCAUUUUGAUCUUCAGCAAGGCCCUCAACAUUGAGCAGAUUGCCCACUCGGGCGUUUGUUUCGUGGCCAUGAUGGUCGUCAUCAUGGCCGUCGGGAUGCUCGGAGGCUUCAUUCGAAGCUUGAGGAAGAUUGGAUGGAUUUCAAACGCCGCCGUGUGGAUGAACAUUGUGAACUUUAUCAUCUGUAUGGUCGCCUGUGUACACUUCGCACCUUACUACCCGGCCAUCACAAAGUCGACCCUCAUCAAGUCGAUCGAGCCCGUCAAGGUCUUUGCCGGGAUCCCCCCGGACGCGUACCAACAGCAGUCCCCCGGCUUCGCCGCCACGUUCAACGCCGUCAACACCAUGGUCUACGCCUACGCCGGCGCCCUCCUCUUCGUGGCCUUCCUCUCCGAGAUGAGACACCCUCUCGACUUCUGGAAGGGCAUGUUCAUGGCCCAGGCCUUCAUCUGCAUCGUCUACAUGUUCUUCGGCGUGUUCGUCUACUCCUUCUACGGCCAGUACUCGGCCAACAACAUCGUCAACGUGGUCAACCCUUACGGCCUCCAGACGGCGGGCAACGUGCUCCGGCUCCUGUCCGGCUGGAUCGCCAUCAUCAUGUACUUCAACAUCGGCAUGAAGACGGUCUACCUCGAGGUCUUCCAGGCCAUCUUCAAGUUCCCCUCCAUCGUCGAGAAGAAGGGCAAGUUCCUCUGGUACCUCUUGGGCCCUUGCUACUGGAUCCUCGCCUUCGUCGUCGCCGGCGCGGUCCCCAACCUCAACGGCAUCGUCAGCCUGGUCGGCGCCGUCUUCAUGAUGAACUUCACCUACACCUUCCCCGGGAUGAUGUACAUCAGCAACAUCAUCCACAAGGCUGCCGAACUCCCCGGCGAGGGCUUCAACCCGGCCACCCGAGUCACCACCCGGCACGACGACGGCCUGAAGCGCUGGAUCAGAGGCUACAAGAAAACCUGGCUCCGAAGCACCGUCGCCUUCGUCUACGUCCUCCUCGGCCUCGCUUGCUGUGGGAUGGGUACGUGGGCCGCCAUCGAGGGUCUGAUUGACGUCUUCGGCCCCGGAGGUACCGUCGCCGUCAGCUUCGGUUGCCCCGUGCCUGUUUAAUUUUCGAGGGACAACAAAAACAAGGGGGGUUUCAAUUGCCGAGAAAAGGGACGACAGAAGUAGCAGAAGAAGCAACAGCAGAAGCAUCAUACAAAUGUAAACAUGGGAGAAAAAAGCCAUAGCUAGCUCCCCCUUUCCUGUGGAGUGUGCGUCAAUGUCAUCGGUUUUAAUGAUUCA
Molecule: messenger RNA, 2129 nt
Organism: Exophiala oligosperma
Lineage: Eukaryota; Fungi; Ascomycota; Eurotiomycetes; Chaetothyriales; Herpotrichiellaceae
Exons: 3
Coding region: 114-1952 (612 amino acids)
Biological process (GO): amino acid transmembrane transport
Cellular component (GO): vacuolar membrane
Molecular function (GO): amino acid transmembrane transporter activity
Source: RefSeq, a predicted model, not a curated record